AUGUCGAAUACCAACAUUAUCUACCAUCGACUGGGCAGAAAUGGACCCAAAGUCCCUGCUCUUGGCUUUGGUGCAAUGGGAUUCACUUCUUUCUACGGGAGCCGUAUGAGCGAUGACGAGAGCCACGAGGUUCUCAAAGAGGCUGUCGAAGCAGGAUGCGCUCUCAUUGAUACCAACCUUUUAUAUGGAAUGGGAGAAAAUGAAAGACUCCUUGGCAGCCUGCUCAAGGAUUCCGAAUUCCGCUCCAAGGUCUUCAUUUGCACAAAAUUUGGAACCUUCAUCACACCUGAAGGCGAAUUUGGCAUCUCUGGAAAGCCAGAAUACGCCGGCCAGUGCUGUGAAGAGUCUUUAAAAAUCUUCAGGUGGAUUACAUUGAUCUUUACUAUCAGAACAGGAGAGGAGAUUCGUCGCGCUCAUGCCAUCGCACCCAUCUCUGCUUUGCAAAUCGAGUUCUCCCCCUUCACUCCAGAUAUUCGCGAGAAUGGACUUCUCGAUACUUGCCGUGAACUCGGGAUCGCUAUUAUCGCAUACAGCCCCCUUGGAAGAGGCUUUCUGACUGGCGCAUACAAGAGUGUGGACGACUUUGAAGAGGGUGACUUCCGCCGCAACAAUCCUCGUUUCCAGGGAGAAGCAUUCAAAGAGAACCUCAAGCUCGUCGAUGCUCUGAAAGAGAUCGCCGACAAGAAAGGUGUUACCCCAAGCCAACUAACGCUAGCUUGGGUACUCUCUCAAGGUGACGACUUCUUCGCCAUCCCUGGAACCAAGAAGAUCAAAUAUCUUCAGGAGAACGUCAGUGCCUGCGAUGUGAAGCUCACUCAGGAGGACAUCUCAUCUAUCGAAGAAAUCCUCAAUCGUAUCAAGGUCAUUGGAGACAGUGCCCGCACUUGGUUUCGGGGAAAUGGCCAGUCACGAAAACGUUUUGGACGCCUCAGCGCCUUCUACGGGAACCGCGUCAGCGAUGAUGAGAGUCGUGAAGUCUUGAGAGCUGCCGUCGAAGCAGGUUGCACUUUCAUUGAUACUUCCAAUGUCUAUGGCCCACCCAUGGGCAAGAACGAGGAGCUAAUUGGCUCUUUACUCAAGGAUCCGGCCUUCCGCUCAAAGGUUUUUAUCUGCACCAAGUUUGGUGCCUAUUUCAGCGACAAGGGCGGGCUCGGAUGUAACGGCACUCCAGAAUAUGUUCGGAAAUGCUGUGAAGAAUUACGCUACGCGACCGUUCUGGCUCUGUCUCGAGGUGGAUCGGACUAUAACCAUCGAGGAAACCUGGAAGGAGUUGAAAAGCUGAAGGAAGAGGGCAAAGUUAGGUAUCUUGGCAUCUCCGAAGCGACGGUGGACGAAAUUAGACGUGCACAUGCCGUGACCCCCACCUCUGCCGCUCAGAUCGAGGGAGAGGCGUUCAAGGAGAACUUGAAACUUGUCGAUGCUUUGAAAGAGAUUGCCGACGAGAAAGGUGUUACUGCCAGCCAGCUGACCUUGGCGUGGGUGUUCGCCCAAGGUGACGAUAUCUUCGCCAUUCCAGGAACCAAGAAAAUUAAAUAUCUGAAAGAGAACAUUGGCAGUCGUGAUGUUCAAUUGACCAACGAAGAUUUCAAGGCCAUUGACGAUAUCCUUGAGCGCAUCAAGGUUGUGGGCGAAAGAUAUACUGGCGGUGCCAGUGCAGCCGGGACUGCGUUCUAG
Molecule: messenger RNA, 1674 nt
Organism: Serendipita indica DSM 11827
Lineage: Eukaryota; Fungi; Basidiomycota; Agaricomycetes; Sebacinales; Serendipitaceae
Source: the annotation of a GenBank genome assembly